Drepanopeziza brunnea f. sp. 'multigermtubi' MB_m1 is the source of this 516-nucleotide messenger RNA. RefSeq lists its product as uncharacterized. The record is from RefSeq and is a predicted model, not a curated record. Lineage: Eukaryota; Fungi; Ascomycota; Leotiomycetes; Helotiales; Drepanopezizaceae.
AUGUCACGAUUUUACCGUUCCCAGGUGCCGGUCAUGAAGCGCAUGAUCCAGGAUUCCGGCAUAGACGAGGAGACCUUCAACAGGCUUUUCAUGACGAAUAUGGUGAACGCGUUCCGCCACCGACACCAGCCGCCGGCCAACGGCGCGGCGGUCACGUUCGAUGUGCUGUACUACCUCGCAGAGAAAGAUACCUGGGCCCAGCUGUGGCCGCAACAAGACUUUCCCGGUGUCGAUCCCCGCCGGGGGAACUACGAGUCCCGGCUCGUGGACCUGCUCUUCAAGGCCUUGGAGGGGGGGACCGCGAACGAGGAGGUCCAGAGGGUGUGGAUGAGGUGUCUGGAAGCUGCGAUCAGGGAGGACGCGGACUGGGGGAUGGAGGUGGUGCAGUACGGAACCGAGAAGGCGUUUUGGGAGGUCUAUUGGAGUGAUGCGGGCGAGUUUGAAGGUGUAGAUCCCCGAGGGGAGGAGGCUGGGGAGGUUACGCGAGGGGAGGGUGCGAUAUCCGCGGCGAGGUAA